Impatiens glandulifera is the source of this 798-nucleotide messenger RNA. RefSeq names its product probable glutathione peroxidase 4. The record is from RefSeq and is a predicted model, not a curated record. Gene Ontology annotation, molecular function: glutathione peroxidase activity. Gene Ontology annotation, biological process: response to oxidative stress. Bases 132 to 647 code for a protein of 171 amino acids. Lineage: Eukaryota; Viridiplantae; Streptophyta; Magnoliopsida; Ericales; Balsaminaceae. The transcript is spliced from 6 exons.
ACAGAGAUUCAUUGUCUUCUUUACCUGUCUGCCUAUCUGGAUCGUGCCCACUGAGUUGUCUUCAAAAGCAGCGGUCUUAAAAUAAGUUAAAAAAAAUCUUUGCUUUCGAGAAGAAGAAGAGAUAGAUCGAAAUGGGUGCCUCUGAAUCAGUCCCACAGAAUUCCAUCCAUGAAUUCACAGUCAAGAAUAGUCGGGGAAAGGACGUGGAUCUCAGUGUCUACAAGGGGAAGGUGGUGCUCAUCGUUAACGUUGCUUCCAAAUGUGGAUUGACUGAUUCAAACUAUAAGCAACUGACAGACAUUUACAGCAAGUAUAAGGAGAAAGGAUUGGAGGUUUUAGCAUUUCCCUGUAAUCAGUUCUUGCAUCAAGAACCAGGUACAAGCGAGGAUGCUGAAGAAUUCGCUUGUACCAGAUACAAAGCGGAAUUCCCAAUCUUCAAGAAGGUUCGUGUUAAUGGAGCAAAUGCAGCACCCAUAUACAAAUUCCUGAAAUCAAGUAAAGGGGGAUUUCUUGGAUCAAGAAUCAAAUGGAACUUCACCAAAUUUUUAGUUAACAGGGAAGGAAAGGUUGUUCGUCGUUAUGGCCCAACUUCAACUCCCCUAUCUAUGGAGGGAGACAUUCAGAAAGAGUUGGACAAGAAGAUAUGAGUUGUUACUAAUUAGGUGUGAAGAAUGAUGGUUUUUGAUUAAUUUAUAAUAGAUUGUUCAUAUUGAAUGAUGUCCAUGAUGAUGAUACACAAUUAUAUAUUUUCAAUCUUCUUUUCUAGCUUAUGACAGAGUAGAAAACGUUUUCAACUCA